UGACUCUCUACAAAAAAACAAAAAAACAAAAAAAAAAAAAAAAGUAUCCAAGCUCACUAAAGUCUGCAUUGUAUGUUUUCUGGAAACCUUAACGAAACAGAAGAGAAAGAAAGCAAAAAAUGAAGAUGACAUGGAAAAAGAAGAGCGGGAGCAAGCGGUUAGCGAUACCUAAUCUCCCUUUCCAAAACGAUGAAGACGAUCAACAAAAUCAAUCAGAUUCUUCACUCAAUUCCAGUUACAAUAAUAAUCCCAACAAAACCCUUGAUUCUUCUUCCCUUGCAAAUGCUUUCCAUGAACAAGGCAACAAGCUUGCUGAGGAUGGUAAAUAUCGCGAAGCACUUGGAAAAUGGGAGGCUGCUAUUACCCUGAUGCCAGAAAAGGCUGUUUUACACGAACAGAAGGCUCAAAUAUUACUUGAAGUUGGAGAUUCCUGGGGUGCUUUGAAAGCAGCAACUCGAGCCACUGAAUUGGAUCCAUCAUGGGCUGAGGCUUUGACGACCCUUGGUAGAGCACAGCUGAAUUACGGGGAGCCUGAUAGUGCAAUUGAAACUUUCGACAAGGCUUUGGCCAUUAAGCCUGAAUUAGCCGAUGCACAAGAGGAUAGACAAACUGCUUUACAGCUUGUGAAGAAGAGAAAGCACCUUCACUUAUCAGGCUUAAGCACGGAGAGAUCUCGUUAUUCAGUUGGUGAUAGAGGCGAACCCAACCUCCCCGGUUCAGCUUGAUUGCUCUGUAGUAUAGCACUAUGCUAAGACCAUGAGGUCAUAGGGUCGAGUCACCCCUGUAGCUGAGCUGGCUAACCUGUGAUAUAGAGCGAUAUAGAGCAGCUGCUUUUACUCGAGAUAUUACAGCUUGUACAAUUGCAGCAAUUAGGCAAAUUCUAGUAUUUCUAGAUGUACAUAACCAGUGUUUGAGUAUAGUUGUAACUAGUAAGAGACAGAUUUAGGGGCACAUCUACAGAAUUUUCAUCUGUUUUAACAACAUUAAAACUAAAAGGAAACUUUCUGAUGCA
This is a messenger RNA of Spinacia oleracea (spinach), 1012 nucleotides long. RefSeq lists its product as uncharacterized. The record is from RefSeq and is a predicted model, not a curated record. The transcript has 6 exons. NCBI's taxonomy places the organism in Eukaryota, Viridiplantae, Streptophyta, Magnoliopsida, Caryophyllales, Amaranthaceae. Gene Ontology annotation, molecular function: protein binding. The coding region runs from base 120 to 725 and encodes 201 amino acids.